Lingula anatina is the source of this 6188-nucleotide messenger RNA. Its product is annotated as cAMP-dependent protein kinase type II regulatory subunit. Gene Ontology annotation, molecular function: protein kinase A catalytic subunit binding; cAMP binding; cAMP-dependent protein kinase inhibitor activity. Gene Ontology annotation, biological process: negative regulation of cAMP-dependent protein kinase activity. Lineage: Eukaryota; Metazoa; Brachiopoda; Lingulata; Lingulida; Lingulidae. The record is from RefSeq and is a predicted model, not a curated record. Gene Ontology annotation, cellular component: cytosol; cAMP-dependent protein kinase complex.
GAUGUGGUUGAAUAAAACAGAUGAUUACUUCCAUGAUUUUUCCUACACAAAUUUUUAACAGCAUGGGAAAUAAACAUCUUUAUAGUUAAUAUAGUGAUUCAUGUGUUUCUUUGUUAAGAUAAGUCAGUUAGGUUAAACUUAAUUAUAAUUACAGUUAGGAGACGGUGGGACCACAUUGAAUGUGGUGUUUUGUCUGUUUGUUGGACUGGGAAAGGAGCUGAUAAACUGUUGUUUAAACUUUGCAUUUCUCAUUACCAGUGAAUGACUAAGGUUGCACUAUCAGAACAGUACUGCCUCUGCUGCUUGGGUGCCUUCCUUCAUUAAUAUAUAGAUCCAAUAAUCCCAAGUUUUGUUUACCAGACUGCAUGGAAACUUACCAUAUAUCCCCAAGCCAGACUGGGCAUCAUAUAGACAGUGUAGUUCAUUAUUGCCACUUCAUAUGAUCCAAGCUUCUCUCUCAGUAUCAAUGUAAUUAAGAUCUACAGGAAAUCAAGAAAUAGGCAUAAGGUUUCUGAGUAACUUGAGGGUCAGCUUGUAGAGACAGUAAAAGGAUCACAGGAACACAGCCCACUCACAGGGUAGUAGAGGGAGGAUCACAGGAAUACAGCCCACUCACAGGGUAGUAGAGGGAGGAUCACAGGAAUACAGCCCACUCACAGGGUAGUAGAGGGAGGAUCACAGGAAUACAGCCCACUCACAGGGUAGUAGAGGGAGGAUCACAGGAAUACAGCCCACUCACAGGGUAGUAGAGGGAGGAUCACAGGAAUACAGCCCACUCACAGGGUAGUAGAGGGAGGAUCACAGGAAUACAGCCCACUCACAGGGUAGUAGAGGGAGGAUCACAGGAAUACAGCCCACUCACAGGGUAGUAGAGGGAGGAUCACAGGAAUACAGCCCACUCACAGGGUAGUAGAGGGAGGAUCACAGGAAUACAGCCCACUCACAGGGUAGUAGAGGGAGGAUCACAGGAAUACAGCCCACUCACAGGGUAGUAGAGGGAGGAUCACAGGAAUACAGCCCACUCACAGGGUAGUAGAGGGAGGAUCACAGGAAUACAGCCCACUCACAGGGUAGUAGAGGGAGGAUCACAGGAAUACAGCCCACUCACAGGGUAGUAGAGAGAGGAUCACAGGAAUACAGCCCACUCACAGGGUAGUAGAGGGAGGAUCACAGGAAUACAGCCCACUCAAAGGGUAGUAGAGGGAGGAUCACAGGAAUACAGGUCACUCACAGGGUAGUAGAGGGAGGAUCACAGGAAUACAGCCCACUCACAGGGUAGUAGAGGGAUAUCGUUAAUUUACUAUCAAUAUCUUUGCUGGGGAUUCCCAGUGGGUUGAAGAUCUAUAUGUACAAAGCUUGCCACCAGAACCUGCCUUGAAUAGUUGGAAAAUAAUAUGACAGCAGGAGACAUGUUAAGAAAAAGAGAAAAAACCUAAUCCUUUUGUCAUGACUGGUGUAUAUGUCUUUGUAGAGGAGUGAUGUUGACAGACAGUGAUUUCACUGGUAGCCAGGUUUGUUGAGUUUAUAUUUCCAAUGAGGUUAGACAACUGGCAAUAUAACAUUUGGCAGGAAUCAGUGGGGAUUGAAAACUGGCCUUUCAUAACUGGAAGCUGUGAUUUGAUUUGGUAUAUCUUGCAGAGCUUGACAUUAUGUUGUAGAUGUCUCCACGUUAUCAGGGUGCAAAAUAAAGAUGAGACCAGAUAUUAUGUUAGAACCAUCAGCAGCAGCUUGUAAACCAAAUAAAUCAACAUUUUGAGGAAGGAGGAAAAAUUUGAAAAAUAAUUACUCUUCUCCUCUUGGGGAUUAUUAUCGCCAUAGUUUUCGCAGCACUGGUGGCUUACUCCUGGCAGAGACUACAAGUGGAGUGUACAUAAUACUGUGGAGGAGCCAAUCAACUGAAGUAAUAGGUGAUAUAUGGGGAAUAUUGCCUCCAUUGAUUGACUGGAGAAUAGUGUUGUCUGUAAGGAUUGCUGCUACAGUACAGAUGUCCCAGAGGCUGGGAUAAAGAGUGGCUUGGUUUUGUGUUUUUGACUGGCAACCAUGAGAUAAGGCAUAGACUUCAGGCUUUGGUUUAGACAGCACACAGGCUAGCUCACCAGUACUGUUAAGACAGCUAAUCUUCUAGGUGUCAGUCUAGACCAGUGGACUUACAUCUGAUAUGUACAGACUGGAAGUGUGGUUAAGUUGACCAAUAUCUGGAAAAAACUGUUAAGAUAGAACCACGACUUAUGUGAAUGACUUGGUGAAGAUGGAACCACGUGCACGCACAGCUUAUUUGAAUGACUUAGAAAGGUUCGAAUCACAUGCAUGCACAGGUUAUUUAAUGACAUGGUGAGGAUUGAACCACAGUUUAUUUCAAUGACUUUUUAAGGAUAGAUAGCCACAGCUCAUUUCAUGACUUGGUGAUGAACUUGCUGCACCCAGCCUUCAUGUCUGCAGGGAUGUCACCCACCUUCUGUGGAGAAAUUGAGAUUUAGCCAGCAGGUCUUCAUGUGGACAAGAGGUUAUUAAGUGACAUUCCCAGUUCUGAUUUGUACAACAAUUAAAUUAAGCUAAUAGAGUCUGUGUUUUCUAUACUAUUUGGACUAGAGCUCAUUACUGCUUUUCCUGUUGCUGACAAUAUAUAUUUAUGAGCAGUUACUCUCACUUCUACAUGGAACUGGCAUUAUAGAUACAUUUGUCCCCAUAGUCUUCAACCUCAGGCUUCUAAUAUUGAUAUAGAUUUUGCUGCUGUGUAGGUAUUUGAAUAUGAAAGACCAGUAUUUUGGAUUACUUUACAACUUGGAUGCUGGCGUGUGUUGUUUAUACAUAUAUGCAUAUCUACAUACAUGCCAUUUUCAUCAGCCAACUGCCAGUUUGGAUGUUUGUCAAACCACAAUCUAGGUACAGGUUGUUUAAGCUCUAAAAUGGCUGUUCUCUUCGCAAACGUACUGUGCACACAUGAGGUUUGUUCUUAUAGGGUGAGAAAUCAAUUUUAGCUGACAAUAACUGAAGAUUCCUCACAAUUGGUGUGAAAUGAACCAGACGGUGGCCAAUGAUUCUGGAUGUUGAAUGAAGUGUAACUUACAACAUUAAGGAAGUAAUUAGGGGGAUGGACUGCUGUUUUAAUUAAAGUGCAUCUGACAUCUCUUCCUAAACCUCUGGCAGUGCUAAUUUGCUAGUGAAGAAGCCACUUAGUUGGAUGACUUGACUUCCCCCAGGGACAGUGAGAGCUGUGCUCUAGUCCAGGAGUAGAAGGACAUACUGAAUGCAUGGGAAUAGAGAACCAAGGGAUUGGCACAAAUAUUUAUUACAAGUUUGAGUUAAUUUCCAAAUCAAGAGGAAGCCUCAUUUCUUAUGGAUUUUGGUGAAUGUCCAAUGAAGAAUCUUCAUAGGAAAAGUAUAAACAGAGUUACUUUGGUCCAGCUGCUUUGGUAACAAAAAGUUUGCCAAUACCAGAAUAAAAACUUGGCCGACAGUUCAUGGAAUAAGAAAUCGUGAAAUAUAUCAAGAAAAUCUCAUUUUGUAACUGAGCAUAGUAUAUGAGGACAAAGAUUGGAAGAGCAUAUCUCAAAGAUUACAUUUGAUUUGUCUACACACUGUGAAUAAGUGUACCUAUGUUCACUGACAUAUUGUUCAGUAGUGCACCUCCUAUAACAUAUUGCUUCCCAGAAGAAAUCACUUCAGUGUAAUUAGUCAGUCAAGCCACCCUCUCAGUAAUGGCAGAGUCCCCAGCAGGCUCUCCUGUACCUCCUAAGAGACCAUUACGGAGGAGAUCAGCAGUAUCAGCAGAGAGGUAUGACCCAGAGGCAGAUGAAGAUGAAGGGGACCAAAGGGUAGUUCACCCAAAAUCAGAUGAGCAAAGAAAACGUCUCAGUGAAGCGGUGAAGAAUAUUCUUAUCUUCAGGUCCUUAGAUAUUGAACAGAUGCAAGAAGUUAUUGAUGCAAUGUUUGAGAAGAAGACACAGCCCAAUGAACAUGUGAUAGACCAGGGAGAUGAUGGAGACAAUUUUUAUGUUAUAGACAGUGGUACCUAUGACAUCUAUGUUGAUGACAACCUUGUUGGUGCUUAUGAAAACCAAGGCAGCUUUGGAGAACUUGCCCUGAUGUACAACAUGCCCAGGGCAGCCACUAUCAUUGCCACCUCUGCAGGGAGCAUCUGGGCCAUGGACCGUCAUACAUUCAGAAGAAUAGUACUCAAAAAUGCCUUUAACAAGAGGAAAAUGUAUGAAAACUUGUUAGAAACUGUGCCUAUGCUCAAGACACUAGAGCCUUAUGAGAGAAUGAAUGUAGCUGAUGCCUUGAUCUCAAAGACAUAUGAAGAUGGAACACAAAUUAUCAAGCAGGGAGACACAGCAGACUGCAUGUAUUUUGUAGAGUCAGGAGAAGUGAGGAUCACUGUGAAGAAUGAUAGUAAUGACGAAAAGGAAGUAAACAGGAUAAAGACAGGCGGUUACUUAGGAGAGCUGGCACUUCUAACCCACAAACCAAGGGCGGCGUCUGCGUAUGCUGUGGGUACUACUAAGUGUGCAGUGCUUGAUGUUCAAGCUUUUGAGCGUCUCCUGGGGCCUUGCAUGGAUGUCAUGAAACGGAAUAUAGAUGAAUAUGAAGAACAGUUAGCUCAAGUCUUUGGCUCAAAAGUGGAGAUCACAGACCUACGAUGAAAAAUAGACCAGAAUAUAAAACUUGUGUAAUAAAGUAUCAGAGUAUUAAGUAUCAAUUAAUUUUAUCUCUGUACUCUGUUUGGAUGAAAUUCAAAAUGAAAUGUAUGAUAAUUUAAGACAAAUUAAUUAACUUGGACAUUUCACUGCUCUGAGAGUAGACCGUGUACUGGGGAAUCAGUUUAGCUUUAUUCAUUGUAAAUCAGCACAAUCAGUUACUGGGUGCCACAUGUGACCAUAUGCAGCACUGUGUCCUGGGUGGCAGCAAGGUACUCACAUCAAUGGGGGUGGGGGUGGGGCAUAACCUAGACUGAGUGAUUUCACAAGUUUUGUUCUUCACUUUCUUGAUUUGUAUGGUGGCAAGGUAGGUUUUUUUUUUUUUUUUUUUUUUUUUUUUUUUUUUUUUUUUUUUUUUUUGGGGGGGGGUGUCUCUAUAAAAUCCACAGGUUGUGCUUAGUAGACAUAUAUCUUGAUUUGAAAGAGAAGACAAUGUAGAAGGGGAUGGGGGGGGGCUAACAUGUGUUGAAGUCAGUAUUUAAAAAUAAACCAUGAUUUUGUUGAUAUAAUUACAUGCUGUGUUGCAAACACUCCAGUGGUGCACAUGAAGUAGAUUUAUGUUUAAUAAGAUUUCAAUCUAGUCUUAUAGCAAGAGAAAAUGUUCUGGAGAGUGGAGUGGACUGCUCUUCUGUAGGGAGGGGCACACCAGGCGGGUUUAUACAGUAGUAAAUUUUGACAUGUUUGCUCUACAGCACCAAGGUCAGUGAUGAGUUGGGGUGGAUAUUUUUUGUAAUUUCUUUACCUGGAGCUAGACUGUAAUCUUACUUUGGACAUGUUAGCUGUAUGGUAUGGAUAUAUAAACCUAUAUGUAGACUUCCAAUGUUGAUUUGGUGCUGCACACUCAUCUGAGUAAUUAUUCAUAGUAUUUCAGUUAAUUUCUUUGUGUUGACAAAUGUGGGUUGUGCCAGUUGACAGCAUUUAUACCAAAUAUAUUUAAACCAAAUCUGAGUGUUGAAACUUGGUCGAUCACCUUGCCAUAAAUUGUGAGUUUAUCCAUAUGCAACAAAUUUUCAUAAGUCCCCCUUUAAAUUUAACCUCAAUAUGUCAUUAUUUAAGCAUAAGUAUAUUAUGUAGCAUAUUGCCAAAGUUUAAAGCAGAAUAUGAACACAUUUUCAGGAUAAAUCGAUUAGUAUUUAAUAUGUUCCAAGUAUUCACAUCUUCCUAGAAUAAUCUAACAAUGCUCAAAGUUGGCCGUUCUCGGGAGUAUGAUUAAUAGUUGAUAGAAAGUGGUUGAUGUUUAGUAGUAUUUAAUGUUUAUUCAUUGUACGUUUUCUGAGAAUUGUUGUAGAUAUUUCUAAUGUUAGUACUGUGUUAGUACAAUGUUAUUCAAUGUUGCUUCAUCUUGUCGUUGGCUGUUCUCAAUUUUUUAAUGAUUCCUGGUCACGUGCCCCUGGUCACGUGUUAAGAAUAAAUUAAAAGGUCCACAGCUUGCGUCUGUCAACUGCUGACAAAAAUUCACAAGUGGUUAUUUUAAUAAAAUGUGAAAAAAUA